Messenger RNA from Cannabis sativa, 1002 nucleotides. RefSeq lists its product as uncharacterized. The record is from RefSeq and is a predicted model, not a curated record. The transcript has 2 exons. NCBI's taxonomy places the organism in Eukaryota, Viridiplantae, Streptophyta, Magnoliopsida, Rosales, Cannabaceae. Bases 1 to 1002 code for a protein of 333 amino acids.
AUGGAGUACCUCAGCAAGAUUAUGAAGAAAAUAGGUGAUACAGAAGGCUUCCAGUUUCAUGAAAGAUGUGGGGCUUUAAAUCUAAAUCAUUUGAGCUUUGCGGAUGAUGUAUUGUUAUUUUGUAGGGGUGAUUUCGAAAGUGUCUACUUAUUGCUAAGGGGCCUCAAAUUAUUCUCUAUGACCUCGGGAUUACAGCCUAAUAAGAAGAAGACUGCAAUUUAUUGUAGUGGUAUGAAUGAGAGUGAAACAAAAAGACUGGUAGAUGCCUCGGGAUUUCAGAAAAGUACCCUGCCUUUCAAGUAUCUCGGAGUACCCAUAUGUGCUAAAAAAAUUUCCUCAGCUGAAUGCUCUAUCCUAGUGGAGAAGAUGACUGCAAGAAUCAAAGUGUGGAGCUCCAAAAAUCUUUCUUUUGCUGGUCGAACUGUGUUAAUCAACUCAGUUAUAUUAUCCAUUCAUAUGUAUUGGAGCCAAGUUGUUAUUCUUCCCAAGAAGGUGAUUAAAGAGAUUGAGAGUAUUUGUAGAAGCUUUCUAUGGUCAGGGAGAAGCACUAUGAAUGGUCCAGGGAAUAUUGCUUGGGAGCAACUAUGCAAGUCCAAAAACGCUGGUGGAAUUGGUUUCCAAGACAUUGCCAAAUGGAAUCAAGCUGCAAUUGCAAAACAUGUGUGGGCGAUUGCUACUAAGAAGGAUAAUCUUUGGGUGAAGUGGGUGCAUAAUGUGUAUAUUGAAGAUGAAGAUUGGUGGGGGUAUGAGGCUCCCAUCCAUAGCAGCUGGUAUUGGAGAAGACUUGUGAGCAUAAAGGACCUGGUAAAGCAAAUUCUUCCUCCCAGCCAAUUUGUGGCAUCAGAUUUUCAAAUAUCUGGUGUAUAUCAACUUAUGAUGCAGGAAGAAAGAGACUUUCACCUCAGCAAGCAGAUUUGCACAAUACUGCCUUCAAGAACUGAAAACCUGGCUGGGAUGGAGGUCAGUCAGCACACUUUUGCCGAGUAUCUUGAGAGGAAUUAA